Tetrahymena thermophila SB210 is the source of this 1500-nucleotide messenger RNA. RefSeq lists its product as hypothetical. The transcript has a single exon. Lineage: Eukaryota; Ciliophora; Oligohymenophorea; Hymenostomatida; Tetrahymenidae. The record is from RefSeq and is a predicted model, not a curated record.
AUGUUUUAAAGAUAUUUUUUUAAAAAGUUGACUAAUUUUCUAUAUAAAAUUAAAAAUUAAAAACUAGUCUAUUUAUUUGAAAUAAAAUUUAUAAUUAAUAAAUCCGAAUUAAUUGCUUAAAAUUUAACAACAUCAUAAACUGAAAUUUAUUCAAUGAGUAAUAUGUGUAUUGAUCAUAAAGACUACGAAUAUUUGUUUGUUAAUCUUAGAGAAAUAAAAGGAAAACCUCGUCUUCUUUGUGAAAUUUGUGUUUAAGAAUAGUCAGAAACUCAUGAACUUAGCCUUGUUUCUAUUGGAACUUUAAUAAGUAAUUCCUUUUCUCAGCACUAGAAACUUAUUUAAUUCGCUGACUAAGAGAAGAUUUUGCUACCUUACAUCAAGUUUGAUAUUGUUCAGAAUGGAACUCUUGAAAAAAUUAAUAGCUUCUACGAUGAGCUAUCUUCUUCUUUAUUACAAUUUGUUGAAGCAAAAAGAGAAGAGACAUUAAAGAACUACUACGGACUAAUAGAGGCUCAGACUAAGAUAAGAACUAUUUCUAAAUUAGAAGAAAUCUAAAAUAUUUUAAGAAAUGCCAAUCAUUAAGGCACAUAAACCCUCCUCAAUCAAGUAAAAGAGUACUUUGAUUCUCAAAAGAGUAGAUAAAAUGAAAUUAAAUCAUACUUAGAGUGUUGCGUUAGCAUGUCGAAUAAAUUAGAAGGAUUUUAGUCUAUUUAAGAUAAAGUGAGUGAAAUUAAAGAAAAAAUAGAUGGCGUUUUAAGGAGUGAAGAUGAACUCUCUUAUUUAUCAGAACUUAGUCAAAAAGAAAUCAAGAAAGUAGAAAUAUUGAAAGAACAAAUUAAGAGCUAAACAUCAUAACUUCAAAAGUUGAUUAACUUUAACACCAAUUUGAAGUACUAAAAACCUAUAGAAAACUUUACUAAACCAGAAAUCGAUCUAUAUAAGCUUGAUGCUCUCAAUAAAUCUAAGAAUCCAAACUGUUUCAUGCUUAAAAUUGCAGAGGCAAUUAAAAACAGCAAGUUCUUUAUUCCUUUAGAAAUGAAAUAAGAAGCUAACAGCCUAAUUUUUAGCAGAACAUAACCUGGUGAUAACCUUAUUGGUUUGAUUGAUGCUCCUAUUGACGAUGAUGUUUUUGGAUAACCCUUUAAAGUUAAAGUUCUCUAAGGUUACGUUUCGAUUGGUAUUUGUGCUCGUGAUAUUCAUGUCAAAAGAUGUUAUAGAUAUGAAGUUUAGAGCUACUAACCUUCAUGCGGAUAUGCUAUGCUUUCAACAUCUGGUUUCUCUUAUUCCUCUUUCUCCCCUUCUUAGCACAAAUAGUAUAUUAGAACACAUUAUGGAAAGGAUACAAUUCUUACAGUGAUACCAUGUGAUAACAAGGUCGUCUUUAAGAGCUAAUGCUUUGAAACAUAAGAGUUACCCUUUUCGCCUCAAGAGGAUAUUGUCUAUACUCCUUGCUUUAUGCUUUCUGAAGAAUCUUCAAUCUAAUUUAUUGUAGAAGAGUGA